UUCAGAAAUAUAUCAAUUUUUUAAUUAAAUAAAUUCUAAAAAAAUAAAUAAAAAAGUAAAAUGAGAGAAAUUCUUAAUAUUCAAAUAGGUUAGGCAGGGAAUUAAAUUGGUACAGCCUAUUGGGAAGAAAUCUCUAAAGAGCAUGGUAUUUAACCUACUGGUGUUCAUAAAGGUGAUUCUGAUUUGUAAUUAGAGAAAAUAGAUGUGUAUUAUAACCAAACAAAAGCAGAUAAAUAUGUUCCUAGAGCUAUUUUGAUCGAUUUAGAUCCAGCAUUGUUAAAUUCUAUUAAUACAAGUUAAAUUGGGCAACUUUUCAAGCCUGAAAACUUAAUAAUUGGUUAAGACCCAGCAGAAAAUAAUUGGGCUAUUGGUCAUUACAUUUUAGGUCCAUAAUAUAUUGAUUAAGUUAUGGAGACUGUCAGAAAAGAGGCUGAAAUUUGUGAUUGUCUUUAGGGUUUUUAAAUGAUCCAUUCAAUAGGUGGUGGUACUGGUUCGGGAAUGGGUACUCUCCUUCUUUAGAAAUUAAAAGAAGAAUAUCCUGAUAGAAUUACUGAAACAUUCUCAAUUUUCCCUUCAACUAAGAUUUCAGAUAAAAUAAUAGAACCCUACAAUGCUUUGCUUUCUAUUAAUUAAUUAAUCGAAUAUGCUGAUUAAACUAUGGUAAUUGAUAAUGAAGCUCUUUAUGAUAUUUGUUUUAGAGUUGCUAAACUUUACAACCCUAAUUUAAAGGAUCUUAACUAUUAUAUUUCUUCUGCAAUAUCUUCUAUUACUUGUACUCUAAGAUUUCCUGGAUUAUUUAAUUCAGACCUUAGAAAAAUUGCUCUUAACUUGAUUCCUUUUCCUCGACUCCAUUUUUUAAUGAGUGCUAUUGCUCCUAGUUAUUCAAGAGGCUCUACUUAGUGCUAUCCACCUAAAUUUCCUGAAAUAAAAAAUUUGGUUUACAAUCCUAGAACUAUGCUUUGCUCUACUGAUUGGAGAUAUGGUAGAUUUUUAGCUGCCUCUGCUAUUUUCAGAGGAAGGAUACCAUAUAAAGAUUUCUUUGAAUAGGUUGUAAAUUCUUCAAAUGAAUAUAACUCUUAUUUUGUAUAAUAAAUUCCUAACAAUUUGAAAUAUUCUAAAUGUGAUAUUCCUCUUAAUUCAGUAAGAUUAUCUGGUGUCCUUAUUGGAAAUUCUACAGCCAUAAAAGACGUAUUUAAUAGGAUUUCAAAUUAAUUUACUGCUUUAUUUUAAAAUAAAACUUUUUUGUCGCAGUAUACAAAUAAAGGAAUGGAAGAAAUAGAAUUCAAAGAAGCUCAUUCAAAUGUGAUGGAUUUGAUUUCAGAAUAUUAAUAGUGUGAAAAUCUUUUUGAUGAAGAAGCAGAAUUUGAUGAAUUCGAUGAAGAAAUGCCAAUUGAAGAAAAUAAAGAAAUUGGAGAAGAGAAAGAUAAAAAUUGA
Messenger RNA from Tetrahymena thermophila SB210, 1434 nucleotides. Its product is annotated as tubulin. NCBI's taxonomy places the organism in Eukaryota, Ciliophora, Oligohymenophorea, Hymenostomatida, Tetrahymenidae. Gene Ontology annotation, biological process: mitotic cell cycle; microtubule cytoskeleton organization. Gene Ontology annotation, cellular component: microtubule; cytoplasm. The transcript has a single exon. Gene Ontology annotation, molecular function: GTP binding; GTPase activity; structural constituent of cytoskeleton. The annotation marks the transcript as partial. The record is from RefSeq and is a predicted model, not a curated record.